CACGUACACACCUCUCCCCCCCCUUUCCCUUAUCUGAAUAACCACAACCCAAUCCAUCCCCGAGGUCAGCCAUGGCCGACUCAAAAACCAAUGGCGCCUCCACCGAGGAGUCCAUCUCGCCCUACGGCCCCGCGCGGUCGACGGUCAAGGGCGAGCCCCUCUCCCAGUCGGACCUCGCAGCCUACAACGACUGGUUCAAGGCCAGCCUGUACCUGUCGCUCGGCAUGAUCUACCUGCGCGAGAACCCGCUGCUCAAGGAGCCGCUGACCAAGGACCACCUGAAGCUGCGGCUGCUGGGCCACUUUGGCUCGGCGCCGGGCCAGAUCUUCACGUGGAUGCACUUCAACCGGCUCAUCAACAAGCACGACCUCGACGCCGUCUUCAUCUCGGGCCCCGGCCACGGCGCGCCGGCCGUGCUGUCGCAGUCGUACCUCGAGGGCGUCUACUCGGAGGUGUACCACGACUGCUCCGAGGACGCCGAGGGCCUGCAGCGCUUCUUCAAGCAGUUCUCGUUCCCCGGCGGCAUCGGCUCGCACGCGACGCCCGAGACGCCCGGGUCGCUGCACGAGGGCGGCGAGCUCGGCUACGCCAUCAGCCACGCCUUCGGCGCCGUCUUUGACCACCCGGACCUCAUCGCGCUGACCAUGGUCGGCGACGGCGAGGCCGAGACGGGCCCCAUGGCCACGUCGUGGCACAGCACCAAGUUCCUCAACCCCAAGGUCGACGGCGCCGUGCUGCCCGUGCUGCACCUCAACGGCUACAAGAUCAACAACCCGACGCUGCUGGCGCGCAUCACGCACAAGGAGCUCGAGAACCUGUUCCUCGGCUACGGCUGGCAGCCGUACUUUGUCGAGGGCGACGACGUCGACACGAUGCACCAGGCCAUGGCCGCGACGCUCGAGCACUGCGUCGACGAGAUCCGCCGCUUCCAGAAGCAGGCCCGCGACUCGGGCAAGGCCUUCCGCCCGCGCUGGCCCAUGAUCAUCCUGCGCAGCCCCAAGGGCUGGACCGGCCCGCGCAAGAUUGGCGACAACUUCCUCGAGGGCUACUGGCGCGCCCACCAGGUGCCCAUCACCGACGUCGCCACCAACCCGGACCACCUGCAGAUCCUCGAGAAGUGGAUGAAGAGCUACGAGCCCGACCGCCUCUUCAAGGACGGCCGCAUCCUGCCCGAGCUCAAGGCGGCGCUGGCGCCCAAGGGCAACCGCCGCAUGAGCGCCAACCCCGUCGCCAACGGCGGCCUGCUGCGCAAGCCGCUGCGGCUGCCCGACUUUAAAAAGUACGCCCUCGCCGUCGACAAGUCGGCGGCGACGACGGCCGCGAGCAUGAGCAACAUGGCGGGCUACCUGCGCGACGUCGUCGCCAUGAACCCGCACUCGUUCCGCCUCUUCGGCCCCGACGAGACCGAGUCGAACAAGCUCGGCAAGGUGUACGAGGCGGCGCCCAAGGUCUGGCUCGGCGAGUACUUUGACGAGGACGCCAACGGCGGCAACCUCGCCAUGGAGGGCCGCGUCAUGGAGAUGCUGUCGGAGCACACGUGCGAGGGCUGGCUCGAGGGCUACAUCCUCACGGGCCGCCACGGCAUGCUCAACUCGUACGAGCCCUUCAUCCCCAUUGUCAGCUCCAUGGUCAACCAGCACUGCAAGUGGCUCGAAAAGUGCCUCGAGGUCGAGUGGCGCCACAAGGUCGCCUCGCUCAACAUUCUCCUGACGGCCGUCGUCUGGCGCCAGGACCACAACGGCUUCACCCACCAGGACCCGGGCUUCCUCGACACGGUCGUCAACAAGUCGCCCGACGUGUCCGCUGCGUCAAACGUCGUCGACCUCUUCAAGCUCAUCCACCACACCGACCACUCCCACGGCCUCACCGACGCCGAGUGGACCGCCCUCUUCACCGACAACGUCCCCGUCAUAUUCAACUUCCACUCCUACCCCUGGCUCGUACACCGCCUGACCUACAAGCGGCCUGGCGCCGCCAACCUCCACGUCCGCGGCUACAAGGAAAAGGGCAACAUUGACACGCCCCUCGAGCUGGCCAUCCGCAACCAGACGGACCGCUUCAGCCUCGCCAUCGACGCCAUCGACCGCAUCCCGAGUCUGCACAACCGCGGUGCCGCCGCGAGGGAGACCCUGCGCAACGAGCAGAUUCGCGCCAAGAACGUCGCCUUCGAGACGGGGCUGGACCCCCCCUUCCUCAAGGACUGGCAGUGGAGGCGUCGCGGCCUGUGGCAGCAUUAGGAGGCGCGCGCGCUGUCAAGGGGUGAGAUGCGACAAUGACGUUGGUGGUAAUGGUAUCAAUAGCUCUUUAAUGAAUGUGUAUUUCCUUGG
Messenger RNA from Verticillium dahliae VdLs.17, 2327 nucleotides. RefSeq names its product xylulose-5-phosphate phosphoketolase. The transcript is spliced from 2 exons. Gene Ontology annotation, molecular function: aldehyde-lyase activity. The record is from RefSeq and is a predicted model, not a curated record. NCBI's taxonomy places the organism in Eukaryota, Fungi, Ascomycota, Sordariomycetes, Glomerellales, Plectosphaerellaceae. Gene Ontology annotation, biological process: carbohydrate metabolic process. Bases 72 to 2237 code for a protein of 721 amino acids.